Molecule: messenger RNA, 3787 nt
Organism: Pygoscelis adeliae (Adelie penguin)
Lineage: Eukaryota; Metazoa; Chordata; Aves; Sphenisciformes; Spheniscidae
Gene: EIF6
Product: eukaryotic translation initiation factor 6
Exons: 5
Coding region: 1-510 (169 amino acids)
Biological process (GO): maturation of 5.8S rRNA; ribosomal subunit export from nucleus; maturation of LSU-rRNA
Cellular component (GO): nucleolus; cytosol; preribosome, large subunit precursor
Molecular function (GO): ribosomal large subunit binding
Source: RefSeq, a predicted model, not a curated record
AUGGAUUGCGUCUGCACACAGGUCACGGUGGCCCACGGUGGCCUGUCCAGGCACAUAGAUGGCAAUGGCACACUUGGGCCCCUGGCAGCAUCGUCAGCCUGCAAUGACUAUGUAGCUCUUGUUCAUCCAGAUCUUGACAGGGAGACAGAAGAGAUCUUGGCAGAUGUACUGAAGGUUGAGGUUUUCAGACAAACGGUAGCAGAUCAGGUGCUGGUAGGAAGUUACUGUGUUUUUAGUAACCAAGGAGGAAUUGUGCACCCCAAAACGUCAAUUGAUGAUCAGGAUGAACUGUCUUCGUUGCUCCAGGUCCCGCUCGUGGCCGGAACGGUGAAUCGUGGCAGCGAGGUCAUUGCGGCAGGAAUGGUUGUAAAUGACUGGUGUGCCUUCUGUGGGCUGGAUACAACCAGCACUGAGCUCUCCGUCAUCGAGAGUAUCUUCAGGCUGAAUGAUGCUCAGCCAAGUACCAUUGCUACCAGCAUGAGAGGUUCCUUGAUUGACAGCUUGACAUGAGCUGUGUUGGUUCCUACUUUCCAGAAAGCUCCUAAGGAGUGAAGUGUCAAGCUGCACUUUGGAUUACAGACAUCUAGACCUUCUGAUGUUGUUUCUGCAGGCCUAGCCCAAGGAAGAGGCUACAAAACCGAGUUUUCGUAGUGUUUUGUAAACUAAGUAUUAUUACAAAAACUGACAAAUAACACCCAUAAGUUACAAAUAAGGAAUGCUGUCUAUCCCUUUGCUGACAUUCUCCCGUUCUUCAGCUGUGCUUUCUUGGUUCGUGAUGCUGACUGAGCCCCUCAAAUUUGCCCACAAUAUUUACUCUUGUGGCCCUUGGAUAUUGAUCACUAGAGAUUAUUUUGCCUUAAAUAAUGCAUCAGUGUUCUGCUGCACAGCAGUCUCUUUCAGCACAUACAUGGCACUGCCCUCUCUUUCCACACUCUUGCUAAAGAGCGGUGUUUCUGCUGUAGGUAGACUUAAGAGCCCCUUGUAUGUCCAAUACCAAAAUAUAGUAGUUUACUUGCCACAAAAUAAUUCAGAAGUCAUCACCUGCUCUUGCCCUGACUUGCAGCUAUUCCCACAGGGCUGGUGAUUCUGAAGUGAUCAGCUGUGAUUAAAACUGGAAUUUCUCAAAGUCAAUCCAGGGGCUCCUAACAGCAACAACGUGUGACCACCUCUGGAACAGUGGUAUUUGAUCUGUUGUCUGCAGCUGCCUGGUGGCAUGUGUGCUGCUUCUGAGGCAUCUGCGAGAGGGAGCCUAGAAAAGCAUGCUGUUGCCAUUGGGCUUAAAUUUGUUCUACAGGAGUUAGCUACGUACGCUGGGAAACUCUUAGAAGUCAGCAAAUCAAAAAAGAUUUAAACCACCUCAUCUUGAGUUAUCUUGGAGACAAAGGUUAAGUAACACGGUUCUAACCAGUUACUCCAUUCAGUUAGAUGUUACAGAUUUGGGAGCUUGCUAAUUAGGAGCUCUGCCCUUGUCAGGGAGUGAUGAUGACAAAAAGGAGCUGUAGAUACCGCUUUCAGGUAGAAGAUAGUCAUUUGCUUCGAAGCAGGGCUGUUGCUCACUGAUCUCUCAUUUCAGUUGCUUUUCUUCUGCUUGCCCGUUAAAGGUGUACUGAAGGCACAGAAAUGCCUCCGCUUCCCAUCCUAAGGGUGUGUGGAAGCUCCUUGCUUGCUUCCACACAGCUGCAUUACUCUCAGCUGGGUUCUCUUGAGUGCUGUCCUGAAGGCAGCGUGGGCAGAGCUCUUUUUUAGCCCUGGUGCUUCAGGCUUUGUAGAAAACUUAGUCAACUUCCAUUUUUGUUUUACUGUCUGGAUGUUAAGGGAAGGUUUUAUGAGUUUUGGUUGAUUAAAGGUUGCUCCUUAAACUUUUAAAUAAAGAUUGCCAUAGGAUCUUCUCUGACCGUAGCAGUCCUGCCAUCUGGUCUGUCUAGAAUGGUAACUGAGCCAGGGGCUGCGAUUUCCAGACAGCUCACCUUCCUUCUGCCAUUGGGGAAGCCUGUAAGCAGCUCAUAGCUCCUUGCUACUACAGCUAACAAUUUUUGGUGUUUAUGGCCCCUUUGAUAUAGUGGACUACCUUUCUUGGCACUGACUCAAGGUCUCCUCCUCUUAGCAUAUCUCGGUAUUUAGAGUGAGAAGCUGAUUUCCUUUGGCCACCUCACAGGGAUCUGUUCUUGGGUAUAAAUGGCAAAGACUGACUUGCUAUCGGUGUUAGCCUGUAUUCGUCAAGUGCAAAAUGAGUAAGGCUGAAGUUUUCCUCUGCAACUUCUGUAACUUUUUUUUUUUCAUUCCGGUUGAUAGGCAGGAACCCUCGUUUAUAUUGGUGAUCUUGAUGUGUGUUACGUGUUAAAAAUUGCUUAGAGGUAAACAAGAAAAAUAAUCCAGUCUCUCUGUAAUCCAAAUCCUUAAGUAGGAAAGAUAGUGGUACAGAGUUGGGGGUUGUGAUAUGCCAAAGAGGGUUAGAGACAGACAGCAGGAUAGGGUGUUGCUGACUGUGGUGUGUGACCUCUUACAAAAGUUGCAUUGAAGCUUGGGAACUAGAAGGUGGCAAACGUGAUGCCCGUUCUAAACAAGGGUUUGUGGGAAUUCUGAACUAGUAAGAUGGACCUAUGUACAAGGAAAACAGAAACUAUAAUAAAGAAUGGAAUUGGUAGAAACAUGGAUACAUGGUAUCAUGAGAGUAUAAACUUGGUGUUUUAAUGGCAAGUCAUGUCUUGUAAGACCUGUGGAGUUCUCUAAAGGAGUCCACAGGAAUAUGGAGAAGGUCUGUUGUAGUGUUACUUGCAUUUCCAAAAGGCAUUUGGCAGGUUUUUGUGCCAAAGGCUUUUAAGGACCCUGGGUGAGUGAUCCCAUGGAAUGAGAGGGAAGCCCUUUCACAUGCUUGAGGAUGGGGGACAAAGUCAGAGUAAAUGGUUAGAUUUUCCAGGAUUUUCACAGGGAGCCCCGCUGGGAGCCACAACGUUCAACGUUACUGUGUCCUGUUUAGGAAAGACAGUGGAUUAGUGCAGGGAAGUUUGCCCAUACUGACUUAUUCUGACUAGUAAGGAUAAGCACUGACUGAUGGGUUGAUAGAAAGGUAAUUUCAGUGCAGCUGAACGUGAAGAGAAGAAUGUUAGGGUUAAUCCAAAUGUCACACCUGUAGUGAUGACCUCUGAGCCGUGCAAGACCAAAUUUGGCCUGAAGGUACGUAUUUGAACAAGACGUGCUCAGUCUUCAGUAACAGUCAAAAAAGCAAACUGCACGUUUGGAGUUAAUUAGGAAAAGAAAGCCCCAACAAAGCAUCAUUAUCUGUAAAUCCGUGAUACAUCUUUGUCUUGAGUGCUAUAUGUAGAUUAGAUGCAAGUGUUGCACAGUGGUUGCCAUGCUUUUCUGCAAAUACAUAUUUUUGGGUAAUGCUCAUCUACUUCAUUGUUCAUUAAAUUUUGGUUCUUCUGUAAACUAAAAGCUCCAAAGGAAGCCAGGGGAAAGGAGGAGUGAGAUUCUCACGCUAUUGCCAAUUACCUCCCUGAGAACCUGCCUAGCAGUGUCAGAGCUUGCAGGUGCAGGGCCGUGAGGAUGAGACUUGUGAGAACAACAGUGUGAAACAGUAAGGGAGAAAUGACAGCUCAGGUGAAGCGUUACAGAAAGGGAGAGUUACAAGUGGCAGGCCCUUGGCAUCGCACAGCUUGAGGCACUUAAAGCACUGCGCAACACUUGACUGACCCUUUUUAUGUGCUUUAUCUCAAAGGCGGCACCCUCCAGUGGUGAUGCCAAAAGAAGGUGUUAAGGAAUAAUCAAUAAAAUCAAGUCGUGUGUC